Marchantia polymorpha subsp. ruderalis is the source of this 5262-nucleotide messenger RNA. The record is from the annotation of a GenBank genome assembly. Lineage: Eukaryota; Viridiplantae; Streptophyta; Marchantiopsida; Marchantiales; Marchantiaceae.
CCUGCGCUGCACGAGUUUGAACGUGAAGGGAACGGCGAGCGAUGUCGCGCGGUUUAGACCCGGGGGUCGGAACGAGGGAGCGUGAGCAGGCAGGCAGGCCCACUGGUUGCGAGAGGCUCGUUGGCUGCCGGGGCUCGUCCAGUCUCUGGCCUUGUUGAGGUUUGUGCUCUGUGUGGUCCCAACUCUUCCCAUUGAGGUUUUCUCCUCUCUCUCCCUCUCUCUCCCUCUCCCUCUCUGCGUCUCCCCCUUCCCUUCCUUUCCUUCGUUCGCGGCGUCCCUCGACACCAGCAAGCAAGCCCAAACUCGAGAGGAGAAGACAGGAGAGGGUAGCGCUGGAGCGUUGUAGAGGCCCUGCAGCAGAAGAAACAUCUCUCUGAAGGCACUCUUCCGCUUUGCUUGCUGCGCCUCUCCAGCAAGCGAGUGACUCUUUUGGUUACAGUACUCAAGGAUCAUCAGCUUUUGCCCGUUCUUUUUCCUCGUAAUUCUUGCAACGAUCUUGGUGCUCGCAAAGACUUACUUUUCUCUUUCGGUUUUGGAUUAUGAUAAAACACUGUGGCUCGAACGAGGAGAACACAACCUAAUCUCGAAUCCUAUCGAAUCGGUUUUGGUCCGGGUAAGGUGGUUAAUUUAUUGAGGAGGUGACUCGCAAGAGGAAGGAAGGUGCCGGAGAGCGGCUUGGAGGUAGAACCACGCGAUAGUUUUCCAUUUGAAGGGCUGGUGUCCAAGGACUUCGGUGUUGGAGUUCGGUGAGCCGUGAGAGUUAUGGUUACACGGUCAUUCAAAGUCAUCAGAUAGUUACACAGUCAUCAAAAGUCAUACAAUCAGCCAGUUUUCUGGCUCCCGCAAUCAACCAGUUUUAAGCGCUUCUCUCUUUUAAGUGCUUUUCUUGCCGAGAAGUAAUCUUUAAACUUGUCAGAUUGUCAUCCGAGUUGAAGCGCAGAGGGAUAGAUACGGUGUUACGUGCACUGUUUUGCCCGUUUCUUAUCUCCCCUUCCUCCUUUCACACGUGCAUAACUCUACCGUUCCUACAAGCCCUUCGUUUCUCUUCCCGGAUAGCAGUGUCUGGUUCUAAAAGAGGGACCUAGUGUCUCGUCCUGUUUUCCUCGGGGUUCGUCUAGUGGCAUCAAGUGGCGACUGAGGUCUUCCUCAUCGCCCACCUCCCAACCCGUUCCUCAAUCUGUUCCAGGAACCAGUACAUCCUUUGAAUAGUAGGUUUCUUCGAGAUGAGCACGGUAUCCGAUAUUGGAGACGGUAGAUUUAGCACAAUUGAGUGAAUAUGUGUUGUAACACAACGACCAAUUUCGAGACCCCGUUUUAAGAGUUGACACCUAUGGCACGAGGGAAAUACAGGGGUUUGCGAUAAUUUUCUUCUGUACGGAGGAGAAUUUAAGUUGGAGGUCAACUUGCGGGAACGGCAGGUUGUUGACAACUUUUUGCUCCCAGACUCACUUCUGAGAUACAAAGUUUAUCAUGGAGCUCAAGGCAGACGGACGGAGGUCAAGACAAGCACCGGCCUCUCAGUGACGCGAGACCUUAAAUGUGGCACAAACUAUCAAAGGUUUUGAGUGCAAGAGGAUAGUCAGUGGGGAAAUAUUUGACCUCCGUACCCUCUGCCUCAGGUUUACAGAAAUUGGUGCAGUACGAGCAACGGACGCUUUUUCGUUGUAUAGGUACUCUGUGUGUGAUCGUCACAGUUUCUCUGUGCGUGUAGAAGCUAUCUAUGGAGACAAGAUCCUUAGUAGGGACUGAGCGCAUGGACACAAAGAUCAUAUCAGGAAGUGAGAGGAAAGGUCAUAAGAGAAAGCUGGCAGAUACUUCUUUAGGGCUUGUAGCCGCGGAUGGGCCGAACAACCAUCUCAUCCUAGAUGUAAGAAAUCAGAUUGAAGUACUGAAGGGUUGUACAUCUUGGAGGGAGGCCGAUCGCGUUGCAGCCCGUCGUGCAGCCCACUCAUUGGCAGAGCUUGCCAAGCAUGAAGAGCAUGUUGAAACAAUAGUAGACGAAGGUGCUGUUGAUGCCCUCGUUCCACACCUUUGCGCUCCGCUUGUUGAAGAAGGAGGAGGGCCCAUAUCAUGUGAACAUGAAGUGGAGAAAGACGCGGCGUUCGCUUUAGGACUACUCGCUGUCAAGCCGGAGCAUCAACGUCUCAUAGCGGAUGCAGGCGCACUUCCCCUCCUUGUUUCUCUGUUGGUGCGAAAGGUUUGCGCAUCAAAUGCCCGCGUUGUGAAUGGCGUUGUCCGACGGGCUGCUGAUGCCAUAACCAAUCUCGCGCACGAAAAUGCAAACAUCAAGAGCAGAGUGAGGACUGAGGGUGGUAUACCUCCUCUCGUUGAGCUCUUAGAGUCAACCGAUACGAAAGUACAACGUGCGGCAGCUGGUGCCUUGCGCACGCUUGCGUUCAAAAAUGAGGCGAAUAAGAAUCAGAUUGUGGAGAAAAAUGCUCUUCCAACACUGAUUUUUAUGCUUCGAUCAGAAGAUGUCGGCAUCCAUUAUGAAGCGGUUGGAGUGAUCGGGAAUCUUGUUCACAGCUCGGUAAACAUCAAGAAAGAAGUUCUCAACGCGGGUGCUCUCCAACCAGUGAUAGGUCUACUGAGUUCGAGGUGCCAAGAAAGUCAGAGAGAGGCAGCGUUGUUACUGGGACAGUUUGCAACUACAGAUCCCGAGUGUAAGGUUCACAUCGUGCAACGUGGCGCGGUUCGGCCCCUAAUCAGGAUGCUUGAGGCACAGGAUCCUCAGCUUCGUGAGAUGGCAGCGUUUGCUCUAGGUCGCCUUGCUCAGUCUGUGCAGAACACCCAUAACCAAGCAGGAAUCGUACAUGACGGGGGUUUGAGACCCUUGCUAGAGCUACUUGAUUCAAAGAAUGGGUCAUUACAGCACAAUGCAGCUUUUGCCCUGUAUGGUUUAGCUGAUAAUGAGGACAACGUUUCUGACAUAGUUAAGGAGGGUGGUGUGCAACGAUUGCAAGAUGGAGAUCUGAUUGUUCAGGCAUCCAAGGACUGUGUACAAAAGACUCUCAAAAGGCUUGAGGAAAAGAUCCACGGAAGGGUGCUGAAGCAUCUGCUAUAUCUCAUGAGAUCUAACGAGAAAGUUGUACAACGGAGGGUCGCCUGUACUCUGGCUCAUCUAUGCACCCCAGAUGACCAGCGGAGCAUCUUCAUUGAACAUAAUGGAAUGGAUGUUCUUUUAGAGAUGCUACUUGCGUUUUCCUUACCGAAAUUGCAACGAGAUGGCGCGUUGGCCCUUCAUAGACUAGCCACGAAGGCAAAUAACUCUUCGCCUCUUGAUACAACUCCACAACCUCCGACUCCUCAGGUGUACUUGGGUGAGCAGUACGUCAACAAUAAUACACUCUCCGACGUGACAUUCCUUGUCGAAGGGAAACGGUUUUACGCUCACAGAAUUGCUCUAUUGGCCUCAUCUGACGCAUUCCGAGCUAUGUUUGAUGGUGGCUAUAGGGCUGUGGAAGGCACACUAGCCAGCAAAUGGCGAGAAAACGGGGAUAAUUUGGGGGGGACCUACGGUCUGUUACAGACUUAUUGUACCGAGGAAAAAGAGGCGAAGGACAUCGAAAUUCCAAACAUAAGUUGGAAGGUGUUCGAACUUAUGAUGAGGUGCAUCUAUACAGGUGCCGUUGAAGUCCUUACAGACGUGGCUCAGGAUUUAUUACGAGCCGCCGAUCAAUAUUUGCUAGAAGGCCUCAAAAGGCUUUGCGAGUUAACUAUAGCGAAGGAUCUUACUGUGGAGAACGUCGCGAACGUUUAUGAUCUGGCAGAAGCUUACCACGCAGUAUCUCUACGACAUACGUGCGUCUUGUUUAUUUUGGAACAGCAUGAACAGAUGUGUAAUCUGCCAGGAUAUCAAAACUUGAUCGCGCGGAUCAUUCCGGAGAUUCGCGACUAUCUGCAUCGAAUUUUGAGACCACAGGACUAUGUGCAUCGAAUUUUGAGACCACGGCCACACCCGUGCAGAUCCUGUUGAAAACAAUCCUAAAUCAGGAAGUCCCGUAUGCUGUCUGAACACUCUUAGUGGUCACAUUUUUGCAAUUGCUAUUCUUUGGGGGCUCCAAGACCGCAUGUGCAUGAAGGAAAUGUGAAUGCAGGGUCCGAACCAAGCCACUGUCUGCUUCCGAUGUGAGUUAUGUGCAAUUGGCAUAAGAUGUACUGAAUUCUGGAAUCAGCAUCGAGAAAUCAUCUGAGGCCGCUUAGUCAUCACUCCCUGUUGCUUCUCUUUCGGCAAGAGAGUUUCAGCUUCUGGAUCCAGACAUGCGAUCCUGUGCGAGGUGCCUGAGACCGAAUACAUCGUGUCUCUGAUGACGACACAAGCGGGAAGUGUUUGUACAGCGGAGGUGGUGGAUUUCCAUCUCAGUCCUCACUGUCUCUAGGUUGAUUGUUGAGGAAUUUAUUCCUCUGGUGGUGUGAGGAUUUUUAGUGGACUCUGCAGGUGAAUUCUCUACCAAGCGGAAGCGGAUUGGGAUAUGCCUGCCAUAGCUGACCUGAGCUGAUCGCGUCUUACCAGUCAUUUUCCAGAUGUGGAAUAUCCCAGAUUGUCGGUCUUGGUAAAAUAUGGUUUCUGGCCCUAAUAUUGGUCGAUGAGAUCCAGAUGUAAAAGUUGGUGUAUUAUAAGGACAGCUUCUUUAGGUAGCACAGCACUUCAUGAAGAAUUAUGCAGUGUUAAUGGUAGUCGGUGGUUGACGUCACUUGGAGUACAUUCCGGAGAAUGUCGGUAGCGUUUCUACAGUGAAAGUCAUUGUUGGAGAAGUUGGAGAAGUGAUUCUUGGCUAACCAUUCAGUACCAGGUAUCCGUGGAUAUCUCUACACCCUUUUCUCGAUUUGGGAAAACUGUAGGGUUGUUUUGGAACCCCUUACAGUUAGAAGUCAGUGUAAGACUAUCUGGACAAUGUCGGGAUGGUUCACAAAAUUUUCUUUGCAAAGGGUGUACUCGAAGAUCUUUGAGGUGGAUUGGUUUUGAGCGGCAGUGUCGAUGUUAGUGCUCGUAACAAUUCGUGGUCCGUCAUUACUGCCAUCUUUACCUUCCGGGUGACUGCAACUUAAAACCUAGAUCUACAAUCUUGUCACUGAGGCUCCCCACGAUGAGCAGCCGUAUGGUGAAAACAAACUACCAAAUCUGUUUUUCGGUGCCAUCGGAAAUCUGUGAGUCAUUUGAAGUGCUCGAAUGAAGGAUUGCUUAUUCCAAGCUUAAAGUUUACUUGUUACAAUGUAAUUAAUAUUGAUACUACAACCGAUGUUCCAAACCUUCUAGACGCC